Molecule: messenger RNA, 978 nt
Organism: Aspergillus japonicus CBS 114.51
Lineage: Eukaryota; Fungi; Ascomycota; Eurotiomycetes; Eurotiales; Aspergillaceae
Exons: 2
Coding region: 100-978 (292 amino acids)
Source: RefSeq, a predicted model, not a curated record
GAGUACCAUCGAGUUCAUCAACUCCAUCACAAACACUAGCGAAAACCCAAUUCAAGCACGCAGCAUCUCCAACGGACCAGCAACUCGACAAACGCAAGUAUGUACGUCGACAUCCCGCGAAUUCUCAUGGUGAUGUUUGCUCUUGUCCUGGCCGUUGUUGAGGCGCAGGAUACUCAAUGUUCCGCCCAGAGAUGCUAUAGGGGUUGUGUUGAUGAGAGUGAUGAAUGCGUUGAAUACUGUCAGAAGACUGCAUCGAGGAUGCGGAACAGAAGGAAUGCGGGAGUUUUCUGGCAGCAGUGUUUCCUCGGAUGCGACAAGGAGAUCAAGGGCUGCUUCAAGGGCUGCGAUGCCGCAUGCCCGCGUCGGGUCGAAGGGCCUCUCGAAACCUGCAACAACAACUGCCUGCAGACGGCGCUGGGCGGCGUGGACCGAUGCUUCAAUGGGACCGCGCCCCGCGACGACUGCCUUGCUGCAAACCAGGAGAACUGGCAAUCCUGCGAGGAGGAUUGCCGGGACGAGGCACCCCAGACGCAGGCACCGGCCACCCCUGCCACCACGUCUGCACCUGCGGCAGAUUCCCCUCCACCAGCGCCUACUGAGACCCCAUUCGAGUCUGCCAUCGGAUGCGGGGAGUUUGAUCGAUACCUGAACGUGUACGGCGCAUGUCUGGCCCCAUGCUUUUUCAAUCUCUGUUUGAAUGGCGAGAAGUGCAGCGGAGAGGCCGGGAAAUGCGGUCUGGCCAGCGAAUGCGAGGCAGCCAACAAACAGUGUACAAGCGACGGUGUCAAGACUUAUGAAUCCUGUCUGAAGAGGCUAUAUGAGGGCAUCCUCGCCAGGUCUGCUCUCAUCGCCGGGGCUGGGUCAGGCAUCCCCACCCCCCACGGAAGACGCAACAUCAUCUACCUGUCCAGCAUUGCAGGGGAGAUGGCCUUGCUGGCACUGCCCUUCUAUGCCGUGGUGGAGGUCGUGGUUCAAUGA